Molecule: messenger RNA, 480 nt
Organism: Plenodomus lingam JN3
Lineage: Eukaryota; Fungi; Ascomycota; Dothideomycetes; Pleosporales; Leptosphaeriaceae
Source: RefSeq, a predicted model, not a curated record
AUGCCGCCAAAACUGUCUCCUUCGGCCCCAACCCCUCAGCACUUUACCCCAAUACACACAAAAGCCGAGUUCGAAUUCCUUAUAAAAUCCGCCACUGGAAAGGCUCUCCUCCUUGCAUACUGGCCCGAAGACAGCACCUCCAAUGCAGUAGUCUCCUGUCUCCAGGACCUCCUCCCAAAGCCCGUCCAUGCAGAAUACGAUAUUGUAGACAUAUACUGCUUUGACGUGUACAGCCUGCCCGAGCUAGCGGCGGAGUUGGAUAUAUCAUUUGUGCCGACGGUCAUGUGGUUUCUGGAUGGGGUUAUGGACGCGAUCGUUUGGCACGAGGGGGUCAGGGUACAGGGAGAGAGCGUGAAAGACGGUGUCAGGAGAGUGGUGGAUAGAAUCAAGGGGGGCGUGAUGGAUGCGGAGAUGGACAGCGAUGAGGAAUGGUACGCGCAGGGACAGAAGGAGAAGGAGGAUAGUGACGAAGAUUGGUGA